Molecule: messenger RNA, 888 nt
Organism: Leptonychotes weddellii (Weddell seal)
Lineage: Eukaryota; Metazoa; Chordata; Mammalia; Carnivora; Phocidae
Source: RefSeq, a predicted model, not a curated record
AUCUGGGGCCUGGAGGGAAUGUACACGGGAGCCUCAGAGGCCAUUUCGUGUGGCUCUGACUCACCCUGACUCUCUGUGAAGUGGAAACUUCACACCACUCAGGUGUGGCCAGCCUUUGACCUUUGUUGUGAAUCCCCAAGAGUUACCACAGUCCCUUCCCAAUUACUCAUUUCACUUUAGCUGUGGUUCAGCUAAGACUUCUGGCUCAAGGAAAGCUGUAGAAGAGGACACAGGAUGAGGUGGGAAGAGGAGGAAGAGGAGGGAACCAAGAUGAAGGUAAAAAGAGACCUAGAGAUGAAGGAGGAAGAGGCAGUAAGUGAGAAGGGAGAACUGGUUGGCCCUUUCACAAGCGCCAUGCCUGCCCCUACACCCCACAACAAGGGCACCCGGUUUUCCGAGGUAUGGGAGUAUUUCCACCUGGCCCCUGUUCGUGCUGGCCACCACCCCAACCAAUAUGCCACCUGCCGCCUGUGUGGCAGGCAGGUGAGCCGUGGCCCCGGGGUGAACGUGGGCACCACAGCCUUGUGGAAACAUCUAAAGAGCAUGCAUAGAGAGGAGCUGGAGAAGACUGGCCAUGGUCAGGUGGGGCAGCGCAAGGACCUGAGGCCCCAGGGGCCCCAACUCCCCAUGGGUAUCGAGGGCGACUGGGCCCGGCUCCUGGAGCAGGUGGGGGCCCUGGCUCUGUGGGCCAGCCAAAGGGAAAAGGAGGUGCUUAGGAGGGAGAGGGCAGUGGAAUGGCGGGAGAGGGCAGUGGAAAGGCGAGAGCGAGCCCUGGAGGAGGUAGAGAGGACCAUCCUGGAGAUGAAGUGGAAGCUGAGGGCUGAGAAGGAAGCCUGUCAGAGACAGCAAGAGCAGCUUGCCGUGGCUCAUCCCUUCCAUUUUGUGUAA